CUUUAUGCCACUUUACCAGCUUUAGAAGUCUUGUUUAAUGAGAUUUUGUUUUUGUUUUUGUAUUGCUAAAAGCUUUUCCACACAAAAUGAAUAGCAUGGAGAACUUGGAGAAGCAGCUCACUUGUCCUAUAUGCCUGGAAAUGUUUACAAAACCUGUGGUUAUCCUGCCCUGCCAGCACAACCUCUGCAGAAAAUGUGCCAAUGAUGUUUUCCAGGCUUCGAAUCCAUACCUCCCAACAAGGGCUGGCUCUUUGACAUCUGGUGGCCGAUUCAGAUGCCCGUCUUGCAGACAUGAGGUGGUCCUGGACAGGCACGGGGUUUACGGGCUGCAAAGGAACCUGCUGGUUGAGAAUAUUAUUGACAUGUUCAAGCAGGAGUCCAGCAGCAGCAAGCCAACGCCGGAGAGCAUAGAAGAAACGCCCAUGUGUGAUGUUCAUGAGGAUGAAAAGAUCAACAUUUACUGCGUGACCCACAGCGUGCCCACAUGCUCCAUGUGUAAGGUAUUUGGAGCCCACAAAGACUGUGAGGUGGCACCUAUCACCAGCAUCUACCAGACAAAGAAGACGGAGCUGAGUGACGGGAUUGCCAUGAUGGUUGGUAACAACGACAGGAUGCAAGGCAUCAUUAGUCAGCUAGAGGAAGCCUGUCGUGCCAUAGAGGAGAAUGGUCGGAGGCAGAAGACUCUGGUGUGUGAGAAGUUUGACCACCUGUACUCCGUCUUGGAAGAGAAAAAAAGGGAGAUGAGUCAGAAGGUCACAGUUGAGCAACAGGAGAAGGUGAAUUAUAUCCGGGGCCUGACCAAGAAGUACGGAGACCAUCUAGAGGAGAGCUGUAAGAUUGUGGAGAUGGGGAUACAAACCAUGGAGGAGCAAGAGAUGGCUGUAUUUCUGCAGAGCACAAAGGAUAUCCUCAAAAAGAUUUCAGAAGCCUCCAGUACAGCACAUUUGGAUAAAAUUGAGCGUGGGUAUGAGAACAUGGAUCAUUACAGCGUCGACUUCAAGGAAGAGGGCAAGGCCCUGCGCACCAUCGACUUCAUCCAAGAUGAUGAAGAUGAGGAUGAUGAGGAUGAGGACGGAGAGGCAGGCACUGAGGAAGGAGAGGGGGCCCAGACUACUUCAGGUGGAGAUGCUGUUACAGACGCCUCGGUUCAACCUUCUGCUGCCCCGCAGAUGACCUCCUCAUCUCCCAGUGCAGCCAAAAGUGCUGCUUGAACCUAGCCGCUAGCCAACACAACACCUAAACCAGGAGCAUGAUAAGUGUUGCUCCUAGAUAUUGAUUUCAGGUCAGUGUGAUACUUUUCCUCCCAGAUUGGGGCACCGUGAGACAGAAUCAGAUCUGUGCCGACAAGGAAAGUCUAAGUUGCUGAGUUAGAUCUAAAAGAAAAUGCAGAAGUUUCAAUUCACUUCUCACUCUUUUAUUGUGAUUUUGUUAGGACGCAUCACUGCACACUAACUGGUUACGUGUUGUUUUUUGUUUGUUUUUUGACUAAAUAUAUGUUUCGCUUCUUCCUUGAAUUAUUUUUUAGACAUACUGAAUGAGAGACAGGCUGUGUCUAUUGUUCUCUCCUGAAUUUUUAUACAGCUGACCUUUCACUGUUUAAACUACAUCAUUAGAGAUCAAGACAAGAGGGCCUCAGGUUUUCCUCACUGUCAUAUACUUUUUAUGGCUGAUAUAACUUUAUGAGUAGUAGCAGAGGAAAACAAUUGGCACUGUGACAUUUGAGUGUUUCAUACAACACCCUGUAUUAUGUGUCAUAUUCUUUGUUGUGUAACACAGUUAUAUUUUCCUAUAAUGAGCAAAACAUCACAUUUUGCCAUAUUUUAUGUGUCAUUAAAACUGAAUUGU
Molecule: messenger RNA, 1845 nt
Organism: Scomber scombrus (Atlantic mackerel)
Lineage: Eukaryota; Metazoa; Chordata; Actinopteri; Scombriformes; Scombridae
Gene: trim55b
Product: tripartite motif containing 55b
Exons: 8
Coding region: 87-1211 (374 amino acids)
Molecular function (GO): zinc ion binding
Source: RefSeq, a predicted model, not a curated record